AUGCGACGUCCCGGAUGUCGCCGGUGCACUUCCGCCGGACAAAGCUGCCCCGGAUAUCCGCAAGCCUCUCCCCACUCCUACCCAGAAAUUAAGAUACACAGUGUUCUAUUCAAAGAACCCGGCAGUCGCGCAGACCGUGAACUACUCUAUUUUUACCGUUGCGAAGCAGCCGAUUCCUUACCUCGACUCUCAGAUUCUGUGCUAUGGACGAAUCUUAUCCUGCAGAGAAAUUAA
Penicillium digitatum Pd1 is the source of this 234-nucleotide messenger RNA. Lineage: Eukaryota; Fungi; Ascomycota; Eurotiomycetes; Eurotiales; Aspergillaceae. The record is from RefSeq and is a predicted model, not a curated record.